Molecule: messenger RNA, 1068 nt
Organism: Hyalella azteca
Lineage: Eukaryota; Metazoa; Arthropoda; Malacostraca; Amphipoda; Hyalellidae
Product: meiotic recombination protein DMC1/LIM15 homolog
Exons: 4
Coding region: 87-947 (286 amino acids)
Biological process (GO): DNA repair; reciprocal meiotic recombination; chromosome organization involved in meiotic cell cycle
Cellular component (GO): condensed nuclear chromosome
Molecular function (GO): DNA strand exchange activity; double-stranded DNA binding; ATP-dependent DNA damage sensor activity
Source: RefSeq, a predicted model, not a curated record
UUGAGUAAGUCUUGACGUCGCCAAAAUAGUCUUUAAAUUCGCAAAUCAAAAAUUCGUACAUCGAUCAUUCUGAGUAGCAGACGACGAUGCUGGACCAGGCCCUAGAGCGCGAUGACGUGGAGCUGGAGGACGAGGAGACGAGCUUCUUCACCGACAUCGACGAGAUGCAGGCACACGGCAUCAACGCCGCCGACAUCAAGAAGCUCAAGAGCGUCGGCAUCUGCACCAUCAAAGGCGUGCAGAUGACGACUCGCCGCAAGCUCUGUGCCAUCAAGGGUCUCUCCGAGGCCAAAGUCGACAAGAUCAAAGAGGUGGUGGCGAAGCUGAGCGGUGCAGAUGCUUUCGUCACGGCGCUGGUGGUGUGCGAGCGACGGCGCUGCGUCUUCAAGGUGAUCUUCAUCGACACGGAGAACACAUUCCGGCCCGACCGUCUACGCGGCAUCGCCGACCGCUUCAACCUGGACCAGGACGCCGUACUGGACAACGUGCUCUACACGCGCGCCUUCACGUCCGACCAUCAACUCGAUAUCCUCGACCACGUGGCCGGCAAAUUCCACGAGGAAGGCGGCAUCUUCAAGCUCCUGAUCGUGGACAGCGUCAUGGCGCUCUUCAGGGUCGACUACUCAGGUCGCGGAGAACUAGCAGACCGACAACAAAAACUCGCGCAAUAUUUGUCGCGUCUACAGAAGAUCAGUGAAGAGUACAACGUGGCCGUGGUCAUCACCAACCAGAUGACUUCAGACCCUGGGGCUGCCAUGUCCUUCCAGGCAGACCCUAAGAAGCCCAUCGGGGGUCACAUCCUAGCCCACGCCUCCACCACGAGGGUGUCCCUCAGGAAGGGCCGCGGGGAGACAAGGAUCGCUAAAAUAUACGACAGUCCCGACCUGCCUGAGAGCGAGGCUACCUUCGCCAUUACUGCUGGGGGAAUAGCUGAUGCCAAGGAGUAGGGCUUGGGGUGGUGCUGAUGCCAAGGAGUAGGGCUUGGGGUGGUGCUGAUGCCAAGGAGUAGGGCUUGGGUGCAACUGACAUCGAGAGCUGUAAAUAUGAUGAUGAUGCCAAGAAGUAGUG